Molecule: messenger RNA, 2156 nt
Organism: Cuscuta epithymum
Lineage: Eukaryota; Viridiplantae; Streptophyta; Magnoliopsida; Solanales; Convolvulaceae
Source: the annotation of a GenBank genome assembly
AUUUAAUUUGGAAACUAAAAAAUCCUAUCUUGGCGGCCACGCACAUUUAGGGAUGUCGGCGUCACCGCGUGUAUAAAACUGCCUUCUACUCUAGACUUGUAGGUCAUCGCUGGUUCUGUUUUUUUCUGGUACAAACUUAUCCUCGUUUUUUCCCGAACAAUUGAGAUUCACUCCGAAAUCUCAAUUUACAAAUCUGAACUCCCCUGAAUUAGUAAUCGUAUACCGUCAAAAUAAUAGACGGAGUAUAUAUUAAAUAUUCAUAAUCCCAUGAUGAUUUAUUCGUGUAUGAUUGAAGGGGGUUAUACAAUGGAUGGAAUUUGUGGCGUGAAACGGACGCGAGAGAAUCUUGAUCUUUCUUCCUCUGAGCCGAAGACCCACAAGUUGCAAAAGGUUUAUGCUUUGCGCGAUUUUCCGGAAAAUCCCGGUCUUCUUGUCAAAGAAGAUGAGUUCAGUGACUCUGAACAAUAUUCUGAUGGUCAUGAACAUUCUGCUGCAGAAGAAGGACUCUGGGGGGGAAACUGUGAUGAUGCUAGUUCUAGAGUUCCAGAGGGAUCAUAUGAUAAUCAUGAAAAAGAAGGACUUUGGGAUGAAUUUCAUGAUGAUGAUGAUGACUGUUUUAUUGCUCAAGUGGGAUCUAAUGAUAAUCAUUAUGAAUAUUCUCAUGUAAAAGAAAACGGAUCAUGGGUUGAAUGUGAUGAUGAUGUUGACUGUUCUAUUGCUAAAGUGGGAUCAUAUGAAUAUUCUGCCUUAAUCGAAAAAGGACUUUGGGAAAAGUGUGAUGAUGAUGAACUAUACUGUACUGGACAAGAAGCAGAAGUUGGAGAAGAUAUUGAUGCGCCGCUGUGUAAAUCUAUUAAUAAUAGAAGGGUACGGGCAAGGCGUGAUUAUCCAAAGGGCGUUUUUCCUGCAAAUCCCAGGAUUGUCAAAAAAGAAGAGGAGCUCAGGGACUUUGAACAAUAUUCUGAUGGUCAUGAAGAUUCUGCUGUAGGACUUUGGGAAGAGUCUGAUGAUGAUGAACAAUAUUGUACUGGACAAGAGGAAGAACUUGGAGAAGAUUUGGAGGAUUCGAUUUGUUCAUCUUUUAAUAAUGGAAAGGCCCGGGCAAGGCGCGAUUAUCCAAAGGGCGUUUUUCCUCGAAAUCCCGGUCGUCUUGUCAAAGAAGAUGAGUUCAGUGACUCUGAACCAUAUUCUGAUGGUCAUGAACAUUCUGCUGUAGAAGAGGAACUCUGGGGAAAAAACUAUGAUGAUGUCAGUUCUAGAGCUCCAGAGAGAUCUUAUGAUAAUCAUGAAAAAGGACAUGGAGAUGAUUUUGAUGAUGAUGAUGACUGUUUUAUUGCUGAAGUGGGAUCAUAUUUUCCUGUAAUAGAAAAAGGAUCUUGGCUUGAACUUGAUGAUGAUGAUGAUGUUGAGUGUUCUAUUGCUGAACAGGGAGCUUAUGAAUAUUCUGCCUUAAUAGAAAAAGGACUAUGGGAAGAGUGUGUUGAUGAUGAUGAACUAUACUGUACUGGACAAGAAGAAGAAGUUGAAGAAGAUUUGGACGCGCCAAUUUGUUCAUCUUUUAAUAAUGGAAGGGUACGGGCAAGGCGCGAUUAUCCAACGGGCGUUUUUCCUGAAAAUCCCGGUCUUGACAAAGAAGAUGAGUUCAGAGACUCUGAACAAUAUUGUGAUGGUCAUGAAGAUUCUGCUCUAGGACUGGUGGAAGAGUCUGAUGAUGAUGAACCAUAUUGUACUGGACAAGAAGAAGAGGAAGUUGGAGAAGAUUUGGAGGCGCCAAUUUGUUCAUCAUUUAAUAAUGGAAAGGUACUGGCAAGGCGAGAUUAUCCAAAGGGCGUUUUCCCCAGCAAUUAUAAUGUAGCGAAGGAGCCAAAGCCAAAGCAUUAUUUGGGGGAACAGAUUAGUUAAUACACUAUUAUAUGGCGUGUUCUUGAGCAGCAGAAGAACUGAAGAGAAGCAUCCAUGCACUCAACCAGACAACAAUCAUUUAAAUAUUUGGUGUUUAAACAAUGCAAAGUAUACAGUUUGAUUUGGCCGGUUUAUUCUUAAUAGCAAUUACAUUCAUGAUUCUUUCUAGGCUGACCACUUGAUUUUGGUCUUGUACUGAGAAAUUGAAAGUUUAUAAACAAUGGUAUAUAUAGAUUCAUAAUUUUUACCCUUCC